Molecule: messenger RNA, 981 nt
Organism: Caenorhabditis remanei
Lineage: Eukaryota; Metazoa; Nematoda; Chromadorea; Rhabditida; Rhabditidae
Exons: 2
Coding region: 1-981 (326 amino acids)
Molecular function (GO): protein binding
Source: RefSeq, a predicted model, not a curated record
AUGACGACUCCGUUCCCUCUCUUACGUCUUCCAAGACUUGUAUUGAUUUCAGUUUUCAAGCACAUGGAACAAGUUGAAGUAAUCUCAUUCUCACUUCUCUCUAAAAGAGCCAAUAACCUCUCAAAAAUCCUUCGCAAAAUAUCUCCUUGUUACUUGUAUCUGGAAGUAACAAGCGGUCACCUUAAUAUGAGUAUUCGUUUUGAAAGAUGGAACGAAAUGGGAUUGAGCCUUUUUUUCUAUACAGAGAACGUACCGGAUUUGGCUGAUGUCAUGAUUCGAAACAGAACAUUUACUCACAAAACCAGAUUAACAGCAUCACAAUGGUUGAAGCGUAUUCUUUACGUAACAAAUUGUGAAUCGCCGACAGAAAUUAGUGUCGACGGAGCUCCACAGUUUGAUGUAUGCAACACUCUUGCUACUUUGACUACACUUCCAAGUUUAUAUAUCAAGGAGAGCUGUGAUGACAGUUUUGCAAAGAAAGCUCUCGAAAUCUUCUCGACAGUUGCCACGGAGAUUCAAUUGUACAAAAUUCCAUAUAAGAACAGAGAAGAGUUUAAAAUAUUUCUGAAGACUAAUUUGAACUACUUGUUUAUUUGCAUUUGCCAGUUCUCGAGAUUCACUUUUGUCGACCUUCUAGUCACAAACGCUCUCAAAGUGGAAUUGUUAGGAGUCAUGUUGAGUCUUAGAGAUUUGAACCAAUUUCUUACAAAUUGGUUUCACAGUAAACACAACUCUCGACUAGAACAUCUGGAAUUUUGCAUAUUUGAAGUUUUCGAUGAAACGUGCCUUCCGGAAAUACUGAACGCUGUUCCUUUUCCAAGAAACCAAGAAAGAACGUUUCGUUAUUCAAAACAGCUAGACACUCAUUUAAAAACGUUUUCUGGUGGAUAUGAUAUCGAAAGAGCAGAUGGAAGGAAAGCCACAAUCACAUUUGAAAACAAGAUGAACACGAUGUACACCGAUUUCUAUGUUUGGCCGUGA